AUGGAUAAAAUAUGUACCGCCCAAAAAAAGGGAGGCAAAGGAACAAACGUGACACUCAAAAUUGCCAAAAAGGCCAUACGGAUCACCCCAGAGGGAAAACGCCGGCUCGUCCUCAACAACAUGGGAAUAAGAGACUUCCCAAAUUGUCUCUUCAAGCUCACUAAUGUAGAUGAGUUGGACCUCAGCCGCAACUUCCUACAGACACUCCCAGAUAACCUCGGGAACCUGACGUCACUCAGCUGGCUGGAACUUCACGGUAACAAGCUGGAAUCUGUGCCAGAGUCCAUAGGCAACCUGGUGGGACUGACUCACCUCAACCUUGCUAAUAACAACAACCUAACUUCGGCCGGUUUACCCUCCUCACUUGGUUCCCUCACCAACCUGAAGAGUCUCAAUCUGGGAAUGAACGGGCUGGACGCCCUGCCUGCCACCCUGGAGCGCUUAGACAGCCUCCAGGAGUUAGGCCUGUUUGAUAACCACUUCACCAAGCUACCAAGUAGCUGUGGUGAAGUGAUGAAGAAGAAAGUGUCACUGCAAAAAGGACAUGUGUACGUGGUCCAUGAGAGCAGUCUGUGUGGCUCAUGCCUUCAGAAAUGUAAAGCUCAGAGGGAAAGGCUUACAAGAGGAGGAGAAUGACGAGAAGGUGGCGGUUAUAUGUUAAAGGAAAGGAAAAGUAGGACAUAUUCUGGACUGAUGACACCAAACUCAGUGGCCAUAGUCAAUCAGGAUAUGUGGAGAAUUAAAAGAAAAGGUGGAAAAUAA
Molecule: messenger RNA, 762 nt
Organism: Cololabis saira (Pacific saury)
Lineage: Eukaryota; Metazoa; Chordata; Actinopteri; Beloniformes; Belonidae
Product: leucine-rich repeat-containing protein 18-like
Exons: 1
Molecular function (GO): protein binding
Source: RefSeq, a predicted model, not a curated record